Molecule: messenger RNA, 1573 nt
Organism: Neltuma alba
Lineage: Eukaryota; Viridiplantae; Streptophyta; Magnoliopsida; Fabales; Fabaceae
Exons: 1
Coding region: 106-1338 (410 amino acids)
Source: RefSeq, a predicted model, not a curated record
GUCGGAUUGCGGAAAAAAAAAACUUCCAGACCCGUUGCCAUCACUCCUUCAAAAAUCCCUGGCCUUCGACCAGACGAGAGGAUUAGACAUCACCCCCACUCUCUGAUGGGUUGUGUUUCCUCAAAACUCCUGAGGAAAGACCUCAGGCAAGAAGUCUUCAUCAACGCCAAUGGCGGCGACUACGUGAAUCAUGUGGUUUCUCUUACUUCAUCCACCUAUGGAGCGCUCAAGUUGGACAGCGAGCAAUCCGUCGUGGAGUGUGUUGCAGAUUCUAAGAGGCUUGAGAAAUCGCCUCCUCGCGAAGACCUAGAGGUCAUCAAUGCUUGGGAACUCAUGGAAGGCCUUGAAGAUGGUGUUCCCGUUCCAAAUCAAGCUAAGAAAAGCCCAAAACCUAGUCCUUUUCUUCGCGGCUUUAUUGGUCCUGAUGCGAGAAGUCCUUUUAAGUUAUUGAAUCAAUUUGGGUCUCCCAAGACUGUGAAGAAGUUUGGGGGCAAGGAGAAUAAAGUUCAAGGCAAUGUGGUCAGAGGCGGCAUGAGACGCCUAGAUUAUAGCCCGAAAGGGAUUCUCAAAUCAAGUAAUUUUUCUCCCAAGUCAAGCAAGCCACUCCUUAAUUCGAAUAUUCCAGUGAAGGGGUCUCCGAUUUGUGCCUCAAGGAGUAGUUUUGGCAGUGAUCCUGGGCAUUCAUCUCGAAAGAGGAGCCCUACUCCCCUGUUUGACCCAGAGCUUCUUGCAACUUACGAGAAAGAACUCUCCGAAGAGGAAGAACAAAUAAAGAGAAUGGUCUGGGCAACACCCAAAGGCCGGAGGUCCAGAAAGUCUCAGGACUCGGAAUCUGUUCUUCUGACAUUCGAGAAAAUAAGCCCUCCAGGAGGAGAAAACUCCGUAGUAAUCUACACGACGACGUUGCGAGGCAUUAGAAAGACGUUUGAAGACUGCAAUAAAGUUCGAUUGAUCCUCGAGUCCCACGACAUUCGCAUCAUCGAGCGCGAUAUAUCUAUGGACGCAGGAUUCAAAGAGGAAUUAAGACAGCUAAUGGGAACGAAAGGAGUAAAAGUCCCAGUGGUGUUCGUGAAGGGAAGGCUAAUAGGAGGAGUUGAUGAAGUGGUGAAGUUAGAAGACGAAGAGAAAUUGGGUGUCCUGUUUGAGGGGAUUCCAAGGGCAACAAAUGGGUGUGAAGGGUGUGGUGAUGUGAGGUUUGUGAUGUGUGUGAAAUGCAAUGGAAGCUGCAAGAUCCUGGAUACAGAACACCAGAAGACAGUGAAAUGUGGUCAGUGUAAUGAGAACGGGUUAAUUCAGUGCCCUAUAUGUUGUUCAUUUAAUAAGGGAUAUCUUGGGUAGAAAAAAGUUUGACUUUUUUGUGUUAUUGUUUGCUCCCUUUAAUCUCUAGGAAGAUACAGACCAAGAAUGGUGUUCGGUUUGUAGCAAUUUCUAAGUUAUGUGUUAAACUAGGGUAGGGUUCUAAAGCGUGUUUUAGGCCCCCACGUUGUUUGUUGAUUCUUUCUAUCAUUCGGCUUGUAUCAGGGGACACGAGUUGCUCCUUUUCUAAUCUAAUUCAAAAUUUACACUUGCGACA